This is a messenger RNA of Pocillopora damicornis (cauliflower coral), 642 nucleotides long. Its product is annotated as insulin-induced gene 2 protein. Gene Ontology annotation, biological process: SREBP signaling pathway; cholesterol biosynthetic process; cellular response to insulin stimulus. Lineage: Eukaryota; Metazoa; Cnidaria; Anthozoa; Scleractinia; Pocilloporidae. The record is from RefSeq and is a predicted model, not a curated record. Gene Ontology annotation, cellular component: SREBP-SCAP-Insig complex; endoplasmic reticulum.
GCAGUUUAUCGUAAGGUUUUUUGCAUGUAUAAAUUCUACGGACUUUUUAAAAGGAAUUCUUUCGUUAUAUCGCUCGAUGGGAUUCACAAUGCACUGUCUACUUUGUGGUAGGCGCUCCUCGUCGAGUGGGAAAUACUUCUUGAACUUAUUUCGCAAAAUCGCACCGUCAGUUGUAAACGUUUGCGUGCGCGGCGUUGUGUUGUUCAUCCUCGGAACUUUCUUUGCAAUGGUUCUUUUCACGUUUUCUGUUUUACCAGAAGUACGUAGAAGGAGAAUCCAAGAUAUAGGUAUAAUUGCAAAGCUCUUCAGUGCUGUGUGGUGGAUCGCUCCGUCUUCUGGCACUGCUGCUGCAGUCGUGGGUUUGAUUUAUCCUUGUUCUGACAUUCGCCUUGGAAAACCGCACAAACUAGAAAGAGAAUGGUCUAGCGUUUUUAAAUGCGUGGUGUUAUUCCUUGGAAUAAGUCAUGCAUGUGCCAAAAUCACUUUUAACAGUCCAAUGCACAUCUUCCUCUUUAUGGCUAUUAGCUCACUGACCUUGUGGUGGUUAUUUGACCGAUCAAAAAAUGGUCUUGGACUGGCUGUGCUGGUAACAAUGUGUGCCUGUAUUCUUCUACAAUGUUUGAUAUACUUGGGAGUUUACAG